Drosophila hydei is the source of this 2618-nucleotide messenger RNA. It is a transcript of the gene Drl-2, whose product is annotated as tyrosine-protein kinase RYK. Gene Ontology annotation, biological process: positive regulation of kinase activity; axonogenesis; cell surface receptor protein tyrosine kinase signaling pathway. Gene Ontology annotation, molecular function: protein kinase activity; ATP binding. Gene Ontology annotation, cellular component: signaling receptor complex. The record is from RefSeq and is a predicted model, not a curated record. NCBI's taxonomy places the organism in Eukaryota, Metazoa, Arthropoda, Insecta, Diptera, Drosophilidae. The transcript has 10 exons. Bases 1 to 1926 code for a protein of 641 amino acids.
AUGGCCAACAGCCGCUGUCUGCUGCUGCAGCUCCUCUGGACUGCGCUGCUCACUUGGCAGUUACCUUCGGUCAGCGGAUAUCUCAACAUUUUCAUCAGUCACCACGAGGUGAUGAAGCUGAUGGGACUGGAAGCGGAUUUGUUCUACGUGCACGAGGGAGCCAUUAACACAUACGCUAUGCACUUCACUGUUCCCGUCCCGGCAGAUGUCCACGAGUUGGAAUUCUCCUGGCAGAGUCUCAUCACUUAUCCGCUCCGCUAUACAAUCAGCAUCGAGUACGCCAACGACCAGGACGCACUGGGCACCCCCACGCUCAGUAUUCCACACAAGGGCGUUGUGCCGCAGGAGAUCGAGUCGUUCCUAGUCUACCUGCCGUGCACGGGCAAUGCCAGCCUCCAACUGCCGGUCAAUGUCAACAUGGUAGUGCAAGGGCCUCCCCGGUUUAACGACACCCGACUCCACUUCAAGCGCAACAAGAUCUGUGCCAAAGGCAUCUCACCUGAGCCGAAUCAGUCACCUGCCCCUGCCCACGCUCCCUCUCAGGGCCCAGCACUGAUGAGCGCCGCCGCCUGUGCUUUGGGCUUAGUCCUGGCCGUAGGCCUUGUGGCUAGCAUGAUGUAUGUGCGGGCUCGCAAGCAGCUACGCCAGGAUUCGCUACACACCAGCUUCACAACAGCAGGUUAUGGCAGCCAUCAGAACGUGUUCAUUCGCCUUGAUCCUCUCGGACGGCCCCCGAGUGCCACCGGCUCCUACGCGACCAUUGCCAGCCUCAACAAAUAUCCAACGGAGACCAAAAAGUCCUGCAGCAUAUUCGACCGCUUCCGCAGCUCACCCACGCCCACACCCUAUGCCACCGCCCUGCUGCCAAUGGGCGACCAGGCCGGCGAGACCAUUUACUCGAAGCCAGAAUCGGUAUGUCCCUCGAGGAUUUCCUACUACGCCUCCUCGCAGCUAACCCAGCCCUGCAGCAUGUCCACACCGAAGAGCAGCCGUGGCAAUGGCAGCGGCAGUCUCUUUGGUGGCAUUGCCACCGGCAGCACCAUCACAGUAGCUAGUCACGGACAUGGCGAUAAGACUAAGGAGCGUCUGCGUCGCAUACCCAGUGUUCAGCCAGGAGCCUUGAGCUACGAACAGCUGAUCAAGGAGGGCACCUUCGGGCGCAUCUAUGCUGGCAAGCUGGGCGAAACAUGCGAUGCGCUGGUAAAAACAGUCAUCGAUGGCGCCUCGCUAACGCAGGUGGCCUGCCUGCUGCAGGAUGCCUCACUGCUAAUUGGCGUCAGUCAUCAGCAUAUACUGGCGCCUUUGCUGGCCAACACCGAGCUGCCCGGCCCCCCAGAGAUUGCUUAUCCCUAUCCGUCCAAGGGCAAUCUGAAGAUCUACUUGCAAAAGUCUCGAGAGUCUAGCACAGCGCUAAGCACUCGCCAGCUGGUAGAGUUUGGCUUGCAUAUUACCAAGGCCUUGGCCUACUUGCAUUCACUAGGAAUUGUGCACAAAGACCUGGCCACUCGCAAUUGCUACGUCGAUGAGGAGGCAUAUGUAAAGAUAUGCGAUAGCGCCCUCUCGCGUGAUCUCUUCCCGGAUGACUACGAUUGCCUCGGUGACAAUGAGAAUCGGCCGCUCAAGUGGCUAUCGCUGGAAUCGCUGCAGAAGAAGAUCUAUACCACACAGGGCGAUGUUUGGUCACUGGGCGUACUAUACUGGGAGCUGGUCACCCUCGCCCAGAUGCCACAUGAAGAGGUGGACAUAUUUGAGCUUACUAAUUAUUUGGCUGCCGGCUAUCGUCUGGAGCAGCCCGUCAAUUGCCCUGAUGAAUUCUUUACGGUAAUGAACUGCUGCUGGCACUCUGAGCCCAAACAGCGGCCAACACCCUCGCAGCUGCUGUCCUAUCUGCAGGACUUUCACGUCGAUCUGGGCAUGUAUAUCUAAGGAUGACGAUGGCGAUUAACUGACUAACUGAUAAGCACUGCAGGCUAAGUAUUCAAUUGAAUGAAAGAGAUUGAGAGAGAGCGAGAGAGAGAGAGAGAGAGAUAGUCAGGUCUAUACAUUGUAUAACUGAAGACGAUUUACUUAAGAUAAAUUAAUUGAAAACUUUUACAUUUUAAAUGUGAGAAUUGAAUGUGAAUUACCUGUUACCAAUUUCUCUUUGAAUGUAUAUGUAUAUGAAUGUAUGUAUGUAUGUGUAUAUAUUAUGUAAGUAAAUGCUGAGGCAUUUAAGUGACACAACAACCAAUUAACUCAAUAACAAUUGCAGCCAAUUCCACUUCAAGGCACAAAAGACAAUGUUGACUUUGCGAUGUGUUCCCAGCAAUGCAUUCUCCAUUAAGAGAAAUGCAAUUGAAUUUAAUAAUAAGAUUUCCUGAUAAUUAAGGCGAAUACAUUUGCUGGAAUGCAGGUCCUUAAGUACAGUUGAGCAUUAAGUAGCUAGAAAUUGAAUACACACAAGUUCAGGCUUACAUGGAAUGUAUACACUUCAAGCGUGAAUAAAGGAGAAACAUGAUUGUGGACUAAUUGAGAAUGCAUAUUUUAUUGAAUGUGUAUAAGAAAAGUGCAAGUGAACAAACAAAGCUAAAUGAGAGAUAGAGGGGGAGGAAGAGAGAGAGAGAGGAAGAGCAGUGAAU